AUGGCAGUGACAUCUGAAGACAUUAAAGACUUCAUCAUCAAUCCAUUUUCACUAGUCAAAAUGCAAUUAUCUCAAUUUGCACUGAGGGCUGAGGAUAUAGCCUUUGCAACAGAAAAUGACCCAACACUGAGAAUAUUGUACAAAAACAUGCUUCUAGAUUCAAACAAAUGUGGCAAUUUUUGGAUACAUGAUGGAUGCAUUCUAUAUGGCACACGGAUUUGGAUUCCAAACAUUUUACAAAAUUAUAUUUUAGAAUAUAUACAUAUAGAACAUGUAGGUGUAAUUAGGAUGAUAUUAUUAGCACUUUCAUAUUGUGUCUACUGGCCAAGUAUUGAUGAAGACAUUGAACAUCUUGCAAGAAAUUGUCUUCAAUGCAUCGAAAUACAACUUACGCCACAUAAAGAAAAUGUGCUUAAUUGGGAGGUUCCCAAGAAGCCCUGGGAAAGAAUACAUAUUGAUUAUGCUGGUCCAUUUAUGGACAAUUUGUUUUUAUUGGUUGUUGAUGAAUAUUCUAUGUGGCCAGAAGUUUUUAUCUCAAAGUCUUCAUCUGCAUCAAACACUAUUGAAAAAUUAAAAUUAUUGUUUUCUAGUUUUGGUCAACCCAGAGUUCUUGUUAGUGAUAAUAUAUCCUCUUUUAUGGGAGAAAAAUUUCAGAUUUUUUUGGAAAGUUGUGGUAUAGAACACUGUACAUGUGUUCCUUACGAUGAAAAAUCAUAUGACAAUGUGGUAAGAUUUGUAUUUGCCUUGAAACAUGCACUCAUAGAACUCAAAGGUCAUGUCAGUUCUGUACAAGAUGAACUGAAUACAUUAUUGUUCACAUGCAGACGUUCACGGAUCACACCUACUAUAGAAAGUCCAGCAAAGUUGUUUUUAGGACGAGGUUUAAGAUCUAACCUGAAAUUAUUCAAAUCACCGGCAAUUAGGAACAAAGUCAAGAAAAAAAAAAAAUAUAUGAAAUAUAAAUCUCCAUCUCAAUUAUUCCACUUUGGUCAAAAAGUAGCUGUAUAUAAUGAUGUAAAUGGAUUUAUAAUUAAUGCAGAUGUCUCAAAAUAUCUGAUAGUUAUGGUGAAUGGAAGAUUGAUUCGCCAUCAUAUAGAUAAUGUGAUUCCUUUACCAGUCAUUAAAUCAUUUUCAAAGAUUCAAAUAGACACAAAACCGGUCCGACCUAAGAGGCUAAAGAGAUCAAUCACACCAAUAAAACGAUUAAUUUUAUAA
Messenger RNA from Macrosiphum euphorbiae (potato aphid), 1215 nucleotides. The record is from the annotation of a GenBank genome assembly. Lineage: Eukaryota; Metazoa; Arthropoda; Insecta; Hemiptera; Aphididae.